Messenger RNA from Artibeus jamaicensis (Jamaican fruit-eating bat), 6043 nucleotides. RefSeq names its product shisa like 1 (gene SHISAL1). The record is from RefSeq and is a predicted model, not a curated record. The transcript has 5 exons. Lineage: Eukaryota; Metazoa; Chordata; Mammalia; Chiroptera; Phyllostomidae. Bases 114 to 713 code for a protein of 199 amino acids.
GGCGGCCCCGGGCCUCAGCAGGCGGCUCAGCCCGGCAGGCGCGGCUGCCGGCAGCGGAGCGAGGAGCGAGGCGGCGGGCACGAGGCGGCGCUGGACGGACCGAUGCAAGCCGAAUGAUGACCAGUUGUGGCCAGCGGUCCCUGAACCUGCUCACUGUCCUCUCACUGCUGAUUUCGGCAGUCCUGUCCGCGCAUUUCCGGGUCUGUGAGCCCUACACCGACCACAAAGGCCACUAUCACUUCGGCUUCCACUGCCCCCGGCUCUCGGACAACAAAACCUUCAUCCUGUGCUGUCACCAUAACAACACAGUCUUCAAGUACUGCUGCAACGAGACGGAGUUCCAGGCGGUGAUGCAGGCGAACCUCACGGCCAGCUCUGAGGGCUACGCGCACAACAACUACACCGCCCUGUUGGGAGUGUGGAUCUAUGGGUUUUUCGUGCUGAUGCUGCUGGUCCUGGAUCUUUUGUAUUACUCGGCCAUGAACUACGACAUUUGCAAGGUUUACCUGGCGCGGUGGGGCAUCCAUGGACGCUGGAUGAAGCCGGACCCCCGGCGGUGGGGGAACCCUGCCCGGGGGCCCCGGCCAGCACAGCCGGCCCCGCAGCCCCAGCCUCCCCCAGGCUCCCUGCCACAAGCCCCCCAGGCUGUGCACACGCUGCAGGGAGACACCCACAGCCCACCGCUGGUGACCUUCCAGAGUUCGUCUGCCUGAAAACCCUUUUGCCGUGCCUCAGGAUGGGGGAGGUGAGACCCGAAGCACCUGGCGCAGCCUCCAAGAAGUUCAACUUCAACAGAGAUGCCAGGGAGAGCCGAGGUGGCUGCCAUGGUGGCAGAGGAGGAAAUACCACCUGUGCCCCAAACCCUCUUCCGCGGACUUCUACGAUUAGGAGCAAACUCAGGGGUGGGAGCCCGGAGGGGCAGGGGAGGGAGUUCUGAGCCACCUGUCCGCAAGCAAUAGUCCCAUAUUGGGCUGGUGGCUUCUGAGAGGUGACGCCAUGGUGGACUCAAGACGACCAACACAAAGCUGCUCUGGCCACUUCAGGCCAGAAGAAUCUCGGCCUGUGCGUCGUAUCCGGGGCUCCCUCACCUCUGUUCCCUCCAAUAGUGGCUCGUGGGCCUGCGCGUGUCAGAGUUUUGAAUGUGAGUGUGUGUGUGUGCACAUGUGUGAUUUGGGUGUUCUCUUUGCUCGUUUGGUUGGUUGGUUUUUAUUGGGUCCCUCCAAGUUCUCUGAUACGGAGGCCACCCUGGGGUCUCAUCCUGGGUGCCAGCUCUCUGCUGCAGCUGUGAGCCAGGUGGAGCUGGUAAGCACAGGGCCCAGCCCUGCUGAGUCUGGGGCGCACUGGGGUGGCAAUGAGGGGUGUGUCUCUGACCAUCCACGGGUGGGCACUAGGUUGGGUGUCUCCGUGCACACCCAUCUCACCACCCAUGAGGGGGUGUGAUCACCCCCCAUCAGAAAUGGCUCUGGGCAAGGGAGGUGUCGAGGGUCACACGGUAAGGAGGGCACCCAGCCCCUCAGUCAGGGCUGUGGGAACCCCCAAGUCCAAGCUCCCAGCCCAGAGCACCCCCAGCCCAGUCCCAGGGCACCUCCUGGUCACUUCCCAGGGGGACAGGCCAUCACCCCAAGUUUUCCACUGUCACUGCUCUGGUCCUCAAUCACACAGCACAUUCUGCUGGAGGGCCUGCCAUGUGCCAGACCCCAUGCCGGACGGCAGUGGGGACAGAGAAGAGCAAGGCAGUCCUCAUCCCUGCCCCAGGGGGCCACCAGCUGUGUGUGGAAAUCCAGAGGGGAAGGUUCUAGAAACCCUUUCAUUUCAAGGUAGGACUUUCACACAGACCUGGAUGCCCAUAACAUUCACCCACGGAGCUGGCCACGGCCCCUGCCCACCCCCGCCCUGGGCACACAAGGAAGGGCAUCUGCCUGCCAGUGCGUGCACACUCACUCCACUAGUGUCAGUGACACCGAAGUUGCCCCCAGCUCUGAGCGCGGCAGGCCCUGCUUGGUCAGUAUGCGUCCCCUCAGCUUACACAGACGCAGCAGUGGGCAGGCAGGCCCCACUACUGCUCAGGGGCUGGUUUUCCAGCUGGGAGAGGGGCCCGAGAGGAACAGGUGGCGGGUGAGGAAGACGGGGAUAGUGGGGAGUGCUCUGCCAAUAAGCCAGGAACAGCGUGCGAGUGUGGGCUCUGUUGCACUUGGGCCAUCUGGGCAGGUCUUUCUCAGCAGGUGACGUGCCCUGAUCCGAAGGAUAAGCAAGAGCCAACUAAAAGAGCAUUGCAGCUGGAGGAAACAGCUAGUGCAAAGGCCCUGGGGCAGCAGCAGGCUCAGUGAGUUCAGGAAAUCCAAGGAAACCCAGGGCGGCAGGGACCCAGAGGGGGUGCAGGAGGGAAUGAGGGGGCAGAGCCCGGACGCUGUGGUUCUCUGUGAGUCAGGCCCCCUCCCUUGAUAAAGCAGAAGGAACUUUCCAGGGUGUGAAGUGUUUUCCAUACAGCCUGGCUCUUCAUUCUCUCAACGGCCCCAUAAAGAAGGGAUUCCAUUUUACGGACUAGGAGGCCGAGACUCAGAUGGGUGGCAUGGCUUGCCCAAGGCCCCCAGGUAGGCUGUGGAAGACCCAGACUCCUCCAGACAGUGGCCCAGGGGCACGGCCUGGGCCAGGCAACAUGGGAGACCCCUUGCGUGGGGUCUCAGUGGGGGAUGGGCAUGGAUGCCCUUACCUCAGACCCGAGUCGUCCAGGCCACGCGCCAGGCCUUGUCCUCGUGGAGAAGCAGUUGCCAUUCGGCCCAGCUGGAUCAGCCUAUACCUGCCUCCCAUGUGGGCAGCCUGGGAAGUCACCAGAACCUAACCCUGUGGCUUAGGGGGCAGGGCGGUACAAGACCCAGAUGCUGACAUCGGCUCUGCAUUAAGAGGAGUGUGACCUUGGGCAAGUCCUGUACCCUCUCUGCCCUCAGGUUCCCAGUUGGUAAGAGGAAGGAGUCAGACCAGGCUCUUAGAUGGCUGAGGGUUCAGCUUUCUGUGGUUCUGGGGCCCUUUCUCUGCCAGAAAGGAGCUCGUGGCCUUGCCUCCCUGCCCGAGGCCUGGAGCGGGAGGUCACUGUCGCGUGGACCAGCUAGAGCCAGGAUUCACUUGCUCCACAGCCCAGAGAUCUACAACUUGCAGGAUGCAAACCAGAUCCAGGGCAGCUGGUGGUGCAGGUGGGCGGGGCCACAGCCCCACCCCGUCCCGCUGGGUGGCCUUGGGCAAGUCACUUCCUGUCUGAGCCUCAGUGUCUCACCUGCCUGUAGGCUGGGGGUGAUGGGGGAGGUGAGGGUCAAGGACAGUGCACGUGGGUCCCCAAACCCCUCGGGACCCUGGGUCAUCCCCACCAAACCUGUCCCCAUCCUCCUGUGGUCGGCAGACAUGCCAACUGAAUAGUGUCCCUGAGAAUAAGAGGCGGAGUAGUGACAGGUUCCAGUAGAGACUUCUAGAGCUAGUGACUUGUAGUGACUCCCAAACCCGAGUCUUCAAGCUGCCUCUGUUUACUUUUUACUGUGAACUCCCGGCUAUCAUCACGCCACUUGUCAGAAUAACAGCAACAAUAAUACAAAAAAAACCCCGGGUGAGGCCGACACGGCUCCAAGGCACCGGUGUUGGGUGCCAGCGUGUGUGACUCGCCCCUGAGUGUGUAGGGACACCCCCCGCAGGGGAUCUCUGUGUUGUUAGUGAGCAGUUCCUUCCGUCCGGGUGUGACUGAUGCGUUUGGGAAUCUCUGUUGGGAACCACUGGCUGGCAGCCCCCACGGGCCUCUGGCCCAUGCCUUGACCUCUGAGGCUGCCCCUACGUCUCCAGGAGCAGCCUGCUCAGGCGAACAUCUGACGCUGGCCAGGACCAAUGUGAAACAGGCCUUAAUUGAAAACACGCACGCACGUGCACACGGGUGCCUGUGCACGCACACACGCACGCACACGUGCACGCACGCACACGUGCGCCCACGUGAUCCUGCAGGCAGAGCCCGUCUCUCUCGCUGUCCCUGUUGCUUUAGAAACACAGGUAGGCAGCCAGCUGGGGCGGGUGGCCUCUCCCCUCACCAUUCGCAAAACUCUUCAGGCGCGUGCACACCCCAGGACUGGAAAGGAGGACUGUGGGACGGGGUAUCUGGCCAUACAUGGCCAGAAAAGGAGGUGACAGACUUCUGCUGAGACACACUUCCCGGCUCACCAUCAAGUCCAAAGAUCCGCUUAGCUCAUUUCAGUGACGAGGAGGCUGUCGGGGGUGGCUGUGCCCAGGACCGUCCCCCGCACCCCCAGCAGAGCCUGCAGACCCCGCUCUGUGCCAGGAAGGCAUCCCGACCUUCACUGCCUGUCCAGCCCGCUGCCCCUGCCCUGGCCUGGUUCCCUGGCCCAGCAGACACCCUGUUCACUGUGUCUACAAGAGGCUGUGCUGUAAGACAAGCUUCCCAGGGUCACGGGCUUUUAAAACACCGUCAUUGGUUUAUUUUGUUUUCAACUUGGCUGAUCGGUGCUCCACCAACAGAGAGCAGCACGCCCUCGGCGGCCUCUCGAGUGGAUGGGCGGAGACCUCCUGGGAGAGCUGGCGGGGUCACGGGGCCCUUUCCUGUCCAUGCUGAGACGCAGCCAGGCCCUCACCGAGAGGCGGCUCUGUGGGACCCCUCCCACAUCAGCCGUGCCGAUCGGCCCAGACGAGUAGAGGUGACUGGGAGAUUCUGGGUCUUACAGCCCACCUGGCCCCCACAGACCGUCCGGAAGGUCAGAGGGGCGGCCAGCCACCCCGCGAGUGCCUGACACUGUGGUACCUGCCAUCUGCAGCCCUGGAACACAUUUCCCAGCCCCCUUGUCACGCAGACGCAGUGCCACACGGUAGUUGAGUGAACGGAUGCAGCUUUGGGGCUGGUGCCUGAAACACUUACACGUUGAGGUUGGGCAGUCAGGUGAGGCAGAAGGUCCCACAAAACCCAUUUGUGUGCCCACGCGUUCAUCCGUCUACCUGGCGGGGGCUCUCCCGGCUCCGAGCCCGGGACCCAUCUGGGAGUAGCGCCUGCUGGUGAUGGAAAACAUGCUGUGUCCGAGGGGGGGGCUGGGGUCAUGCUGCAGUGGCUGGUUGUGCCUAACAGCAGUGCUCGGACUCACGAAGCAGACAAGGGAGCAGGUGCCUCUCCCGACCACGAAAGUGACCUUGGAGGUGGUGUGGUCCCCCCACCCCAAGUUUCUAGUCCAAGACCCUGCCAGACAGCUGGUGCUAGACAGAUGCUUGGUGAGUGAAUAGCUGCAACCAUUAGUCCCACUAGACCCAAAACUCCUACCUUCAUGCCAAAGCCCUGACCUGUUUGCCCUUGACGGACCGAAAUGCAGGGCUGCUGCGGUGCCCACGUCCGGGGGCACUGUUCGCAGCGCCGUCACGUGAAUGGUCGCAGGCUCUCAGGGCGCCGUUCCCUGGAUGUGGCUGUGAAUGGAGGCUCCGGGGCUUGUGCGAUGAGGGGCCCUGUUGAAUGGCCCUCGACCACCCCCCAAAAAUGACAGGAUCCCGUCGAAGGCAGAUGAGCCCUAGGAAGGCUCACCCAUGCACCUGGUGGAAAGUGACAGGCGGCUUGGCCACCGAACUGGUUCGCGAGAGAACCUGUCUAGAAACCUCGCCCUGGUUUCUCCCGGGCGGUCGUGUCCUGUCUUUUCCCCCGUCUUCUGUGUCAAAGCUGGCGGGAUGCGUCACAGCCCACCACCCGAACCGCCAGAGGCUGGGCGACGCGCACGCUGAGGGUGGGGCUCAGUCACCUAACAAGGCAGGGCCCCCCAGUGGGUCGGCGGGGCCAGGGUGCGCAGCUACGGGUGGGACAGAAGCGUCUUCUCUUUCCUGUUAACCCCGACGUCGUGGGGACCGGCGUGGGGCCUCUCUGAGAGUGGAUAACCAAAAACCAGUAACGUUCCUACUAUCAAUAAUAAUAAUAUAAUGUAUUAAUAAUGAUGUGUUUUACACUGACCGCUGUUGCACUGCUUUUGUCUUUAUAUACAGUAGUUUUUAUAAAGAUGUCCUUAGGUUUUAAUAAAGGAGUGUCAUG